AUGGCGACCGAAAUGCGGUCUUUCUACACACCUGCAACCUCAACGCACAUCUCGUCCCAUGGCCCAGCCGCAGUUGAUGAGCUGAUCAACAAAUACUCUUCUACUAUGGCUACAGCUACCUCUCCCUCGAGCACCCAUGCGAUCGGCAGAGCGCAGCGCAACAUCUUCCAGCGAGCCGUCGACCGCGUCCGUUUGGAGUACUACCGGUACGAGGUCACGUACGGCCUUUAUGUUAUGACUCCGGGCGAGAAGCUUGUCGCAAACACCUUUGUCAUCGUCUUCCUCGCUCUCCUGCUCUGGGCGACCCUCGUCUACUUCCCGGCUCUUCUCUACCAAAAGUUGUCGCGUCUCGUCUGGCUGUUGACCGGCCAGAGCGGCGAAGAAAUGGGGGCUGCGUUGGGGAUCCUGGAUGCGCACACUGCUUCAAUACAGUCUUUUGCUCCCGAAAAAGCAGCACUGUAA
Messenger RNA from Aspergillus mulundensis, 462 nucleotides. Its product is annotated as serine palmitoyltransferase small subunit family protein. The record is from RefSeq and is a predicted model, not a curated record. Lineage: Eukaryota; Fungi; Ascomycota; Eurotiomycetes; Eurotiales; Aspergillaceae. The transcript has a single exon. Bases 1 to 462 code for a protein of 153 amino acids.